UCUGAGCACUUACGUACCGAUACCACUUUGCUCAGAACAAAACACUAUCAAUUUCUUACACCUUUAGUACACACAGAAAAUUUUGCUGUAAAAUGAAGCAAGAUUUUGAGAAUUUAGUUUUCUUGGAUCAAUGCGAGGCAGUGCUGCUGGUUGAACAGCUAACGUCACCUGAUACUAAUGUUAGUCUUACUGCUGCACGGACAAUAAAAAAUAUUGUUAUUGGAAACAAGGCAAAGAAGAAAGGUUUUAUUGAACUUGACAUUGCAGCAAGGCUUGUCGAACUGUUACAGAAAGUAGACACAAGUAUUGAGCUUGCUGUAGAGGCAGUUAUUAUCUUAGGAACUCUAGCUAGAGUUGACGAUGAAACGACACAAGUUCUUCUUUGCCAACCUAUAAUUCCUUUGUUUUUGCAAGGGUUGAGAAACUCCAAUAGAUUUCUUGCUGAAGCAUGUGUUCGAUCAUUAAGAAUAUUCUAUACUUCCGAUCAAACAUCUCCAGAUGUUAUAUACGAGGAUCCUUCUAACAUCACCUGUUUAAUCCAGCUGUUAUAUGGUACUCACUUUGAUGCUGAAUGUUCUGCUCACAUAUUGGCUCGUUGUCUCCAGAACUCCAGUCAUCAAAGAUUGCUUGCAAGAAGUGGAUUGGUUGAAGCCUUGGUUCCCCUGGUAGGUAGUGGUUAUCCAAAACUUCAGUUGCCAGCACUACAAUGUUAUGCAGCAUUAUCAUUGGAAAACGAAGUUAUCGCUGACAUGAUGAAAACAGCUACAUUUAAGAAUGCAAGUCUAAUUGAGGUGUUAAAGCAACUCUUGUCUGCUGAUAAUCCCGAUGCAAUAAGACUCUCGUCUGCUAAAUGCUUAACAAAUCUUUGCCGUGCUGGGGCUUUUCCCCUGAGCGAUCCGAUGGUACGACUAAAGGUGUUACCCUGUUUAGUCAAACUUUGCAAAAGAGAUAAGGGAGUUCAUAUCCGAGCAGAAGCGGCAGUGGUUUUGGGGUAUUUAAUCGAGGAGGAUACAAGUCUUCAACAGACUGCUGCUAUAGCUGAUCAUCUUAUUUCUACAUUGGCAAGCUAUCUUUGGAAGAAUGAUAUAAAUGAUGAAGACUAUGCAAGAAUGAGAGAGGCUUCCCUAAAGGCAUUUGCUUCCCUUGGAGCUAGUGAUGAAGACAUACGAAAGAGGAUUAUUCAUACAGAAUCCACAAUGGAGCAUGUGGUUUCCGGUAUCGAAGACCCUCGAACAUCAGUUCAGCUUGCAGCAGUAAAAUGUCUUCAUAGCUUAUCAAGAUCUGUUCAACAACUGCGGACUACAUUUCAGGACAAUGCCGUUUGGAAACCAUUGAUGAACCUUCUACAACAAUCAUCAAAUGAAGUUCUCAAAGUUGCAUCUUCGGCAGUUUGUAAUCUCCUUCUCGAAUUCUCUCCCAGUAAAGAGUCAAUUCUUGAAGCAGGAGCAGUAAAGCUUCUUGCCAAUCUUACAAAGCAUGAUGACGAAGCUUUGCGAUUAAAUGGUGUUUGGGGAUUAAUGAAUAUGGCAUAUAAAUCAGAUGAGAAUGUGAAAAGUCAAAUUUUGGAGGAACUAGGAACAAUAGAACUGUUCCGUUUGAUAGAAGACAGAAACACUCAAGUUGUCAUGAAAACAUUGGGAUUGAUGAGAAAUUUGCUUUCUGGGAGUAAUAAUAUUGACCAAAUCAUGGCUAUCCAUGGUCGAGACAUCGUAUGUUGCAUACAACCCAUAAUUGAUGAGAAUAGUUCUCAAAUAUGGGAGGUGAAAGAACAGGUGCUGUGCAUUAUUGGUAACAUUGCAAACGGACAGUCAUCAAAAGAUCACAUAAUGUCAGACGAAGCUUUGAAGAAGUUAAAAUAUUAUAUUGGUCAGGACAAUGUUAAGUUAAAGAUGGCUGCUAUAUAUUGUAUAUCAAACCUUGCUUGGAGUUCAGAGGAAGGUGCACAAGAAAGACAAACCAUUUUGACAAAUAGAAUACGUAGAUUGUUGCAAGAACUGUUAGCAACUUCUGAUACAUUAUUAUCCGAUAGGGUGAAAACAGCACUUCAACAGUUCACAUAAAACAAAUAUAAUCAUAUUUAAGAGCAU
Xenia sp. Carnegie-2017 is the source of this 2087-nucleotide messenger RNA. RefSeq names its product armadillo repeat-containing protein 8-like. Gene Ontology annotation, cellular component: GID complex. Gene Ontology annotation, molecular function: protein binding. Gene Ontology annotation, biological process: proteasome-mediated ubiquitin-dependent protein catabolic process. Lineage: Eukaryota; Metazoa; Cnidaria; Anthozoa; Malacalcyonacea; Xeniidae. The record is from RefSeq and is a predicted model, not a curated record.